AUGUCUCGUAAUCAGUACAAAAAAGCUGCACACAACGGAUUAGACACAUCAACUGAAUCAAAGGCUAUUGGUAGACAUGUUGUGAGAAAUAAAACAAUAUGGAUAUUGAUUGAUUCAGGAUGUUGGUGGCCGAAUAUGAAUAAAGAUGUCCGAAAUUAUGUUGCCACUUUUGAAUCUUAUCAAAAAUCAAAUUCAAAAAUGAAAAAAGUUUCUCCAGAUCUUCCUAAAAAUCCAGAAGGUUAUGUUGGAAUUUGUGUAGUUGUUGAUAACUUUUCAAAAUGGAUUAAAGCAAAGCCUAUUUAUAAUAAAAGUGCUGAAGAGGUAUCCAGAUUUCUAUAUGAACUUAUAUGUCGACAUGGUUGUGCCUCAAUUCAAAUUAAUGAUCAAGGUCGGGAAUUUUGUAACAAAGUUUCUGAAAAUUUGCUAAGUUUUACUGGAACCUGUCAACUUAUUACUUUGGCUUACCAUCCUCAAGCUUAUGGUCUGGUUGAAAAAGCUAAUAGAAUUAUACAGUGUUCUAUGCUUAAAGUGCUGAACGGAGAGCUAAAAAUGGCCUCAUUCACUAGAUGGCAUACUGUUUGCAUUCGAACAACUCGCCACAAGUCAACUAUUGUCACUCCCUUUCAAGUUAUGUAUACAAGAGAGCCAAUUUUAUCCUUACAAUGCAUAAAUAAUAAUCAAAGCUUAAUUCAUGAUGUAUCUGUUGAUUUAGACAUAGAAGCAGAAAAAGAUAUAAAGAAAUCUCAAUUGCGACAAAAGAAGGACUAUGAGAAACGUCACAAAAACCAAAUCCAAUUCAAUAUAGGCGUUUUUUUUGUUUAUAAUCUUAGAAGAGCUGAUAGAAAAGGUGAUAAAGGAAAAUCUGUUUGGGAUGGACUGUACAAAAUUAUUAAAACCUUUAUUGAUAAAGGACUUUAUCAGCUAAAACAAAAAAAUGGCGAAACACUUUAUACCAAGCAUCAAGAUUCAAACAUGAAACUUUCAAAAAAAAGAUCUGAAGACGAAAUUCUUUAA
This is a messenger RNA of Hydra vulgaris (swiftwater hydra), 1014 nucleotides long. RefSeq lists its product as uncharacterized. NCBI's taxonomy places the organism in Eukaryota, Metazoa, Cnidaria, Hydrozoa, Anthoathecata, Hydridae. The record is from RefSeq and is a predicted model, not a curated record. Gene Ontology annotation, biological process: DNA integration. Gene Ontology annotation, molecular function: nucleic acid binding.